This is a messenger RNA of Paramisgurnus dabryanus, 2078 nucleotides long. RefSeq names its product cyclin L1a (gene ccnl1a). The record is from RefSeq and is a predicted model, not a curated record. Gene Ontology annotation, molecular function: cyclin-dependent protein serine/threonine kinase regulator activity. Gene Ontology annotation, biological process: regulation of transcription by RNA polymerase II. Lineage: Eukaryota; Metazoa; Chordata; Actinopteri; Cypriniformes; Cobitidae.
UCUAUGUUCUAGUAGUCUGGAACAUCCUUGGCAGGCAGGCACCGACGACGGCGAUUAUGGAGGCAUCGAUGGCCACCGGUCCUGCCACAACUGCGCCUGUUAAUAGCGAGGGCAUAUUAAUAGGCGAUAAAGUUUAUUCCGAAGUCUUCCUCACUAUAGAUAAUUCGUUAAUACCAGAAGAAAAGCUCUCCCCGACCCCGUCCAUGCAGGAUGGCCUAGACCUGCAAACCGAAACCGACCUCCGGAUUCUGGGGUGCGAGCUUAUCCAGUCUGCCGGGAUCCUGCUACGCCUACCGCAGGUUGCCAUGGCGACCGGGCAAGUGCUUUUUCAUCGCUUCUUCUACUCGAAGUCCUUCGUGAAACACAGUUUUGAGAUUGUUGCCAUGGCCUGUGUUAAUCUGGCCUCAAAGAUUGAAGAAGCCCCUCGGCGAAUACGAGACGUCAUCAACGUCUUUCAUCAUUUAAGGCAGCUCCGAGGCAAAAGGAGUCCAAGCCCAUUGAUUCUUGAUCAGAACUACAUAAACACCAAAAACCAGGUGAUAAAAGCUGAACGGCGCGUGCUGAAGGAGCUUGGCUUCUGCGUACACGUCAAACAUCCACACAAGAUUAUAGUCAUGUACCUGCAAGUGCUUGAAUGUGAGAAGAACCAGACGCUGGUCCAGACAGCCUGGGACUACAUGAACGACAGCCUUCGUACGAACGUGUUUGUAAGAUUUCAAGCUGAGACCAUCGCCUGUGCCUGCAUUUACCUCGCUGCACGAGUGCUACAGAUAUCGUUACCAACAAGGCCGCUCUGGUAUCUGGUGUUUGGUGCUACUGAAGAGGAGCUCAAAGAAAUCUGUAUAACCACUCUGAAACUUUACACCAGAAAGAAGCCAAAUUAUGAAUUGCUGGAGAAGGAGGUGGACAAGCGGAAGGUGGCACUGCAGGAAGCCAAGCUGAAGGCCAAAGGCCUGAAUCCUGAUUGCACUCCUGCUCUCUUGAUUGGUGGAUUCUCUCCUGGAUCCAAACCAUGUUCACCGAAUAUAACGAAAGCAGAUGAGAAAUCUCCAAACUCUCAGACUCUCAAGGCAAUAAAAAAGGAAUCAGAAGAUCGGCUUCAGGGCUCCAAGAGCCCACACAAUGGACUCAGGAAGGACGGUAAGUUGGUCCGGAACAGUAGGAGCGGAAGUCGAUCUCAUUCCAGGUCCAGGUCACGCUCUCCCAGAAGACAUUACAACAACAGACGCAGCCACUCGGCCACCUACAGUUCUCGCUCCCGAAGCCGCUCUCACAGCCGCAGCCCGUCUCCACGACGACACGCCAACCACGGCCCUCCAUCUCCGCUACUGCCACACUUGAAGUCAAAGCAGCGCUCGGACGACCUGCACACGCACAGUAGGCACAGCCACAAGAGGAAGCGCUCACGCAGCCGCUCUCGCUCCGUCAGCAAACCCCGUGAGCGUGACAGAGAGAGGGAAAGAGAGAGGGAGCGAGACAGAGGCUCGUCUGAGCUGUCGAAGAAGCACAAACACGAUCGCAGCGGGCAUCACAGAGAGCGACGAGAACGCUCACGAUCGUAUGAAAGAUCUCAUAAAAGCAAACACCACAGCAGCAGCCAUUCGAGCCACAGUCGUCACAGACGCUGAGCACGCUUUCCUCUGUUGGGUCAUUUCUGUGAGACUGCCGAUGCGUUUGUCUGAGUUGAGCGGUUGCUGCUUGUCUGUUUGACUUUUUUGAUUUCUCAUGUGUUUUUGCAGUUUUAGUUUUAAAUGUUAAGAGGUUAUGAAACUACAUAUUUACAGUGUAAAGAUGGGUUAAAUACUGAUGUAAUAUGGGACAUGCUUUGAUUUAUAAAAGCAACCUUUUUUAAAAGGUGGGAAAAUCACUAGUUACAAAAAAUGGAACAUUCUUCAGGAAGGACAACACUUUGCACAUCUAUAAGAAUAAUUGAGAUGGUCUACUAUUGAACGAAAAUGGUAUUUUCUUUUUUUUUACAGUUGGAUGCAGACUAUUUUGAUCAUGGUGAUUCUGUUCACUGUUUUUUAGUCUGCACGUCUUCACAUCUGAUUUUUACUCAAUAAAAGUAAUAAAAGUGA